AUGUCAGCUACGGCCACAUUGCAGUCUCAGGCGGUAACCGAAUGGGUCAAAUUAUUCCCUCGCACGGUAACUGAAACGUAUACGAGUUCAGUGACCUUUAUGAAACAGCUGACUGUCAUAGCGGUCAGUACCGUCACGUACUUGAAGAAUGUCUUUCCUGAAGACAGUUACACGCAGGAAACCUUUGGUGGUAUCAAGUUGAGGGUCUUGAAGAACAAGUGUAGUGAUGAUCUGGCCCAGUUCGUUAGUACAGCUUUAACGCAGGCUUUCGAAGCUUUUGAUAAGAAAUACCUUCAUCAACUGGCAUUGUGUUUUUACGAAGGCGAAUGUAAAGUAGAAAAUCUCAUAGAAUAUCACGUUUUCGAGUACUCUUACAACCCUGACGGGGUGACCAUGGACGUGCACUCCACAAGCCGGGACAGCGUUAGACGUUCCACCAGAUAUUCCUUCGAUAACGUCAGAGAGAGAACCAUACACUUGAUUAGGGCUUGUGUGGUCAUAAUGCAAGCGUGUCAGAACGAGCUGCCCUCGACCUAUGACGUCAGCUUGAGACUGUAUUAUAAUGAUGAGACUCCCGAGGGUUACCAAGCCCCGGGGUUUCUCUCUACGUUGGAGUCGGAAGACCACCUGGCCCCGUCGUAUGGCGACGCGGUGAAGCUCGGCUCCGUCGAGACCCCCUACCACCGGCUCGUGACCCGCAGCUACAUGAAGGAGUCUAUGCUGUCCAGUCGAGAGGCUCUCCCCUCGCAGCACGCACCGGUGAUGACGCAAAAUGAAGAAGACGAUUUCGGAUCGGAGCAACACAGCACGGGGACGGAUUCGGAAGCGCAGGUUCGAUGCCCGUGCAAUAAGCAAGACGCCGAGGAUGCGGCACUGCUCACCUGCGGCUACUGCAAGAAGUCUCAGCACGCGGCUUGCUUCGGCGUGCGGGAGGAGGCCGCGCCCCGCCUGCCCCGCCACUGCUGCGCGGACUGCGGGGACCGGGAUGCCGCCAGGAGCCCCACCGACGCCGCCCUGGCUGACCUCACCGCCAAGAAGAGAGAGUGUCUGUGCAUCUUCCGUCGCGCGCUGAGCUGGUGCGGGCGCGCCUCACAGCUGCGCGCCGGGGAGCUGGCGGACCGCUUCCAGCUGUCGCCACUCAACGCGCUUAAACUCAUGAAGCUCCUGCACUCGCAUGGCGUUAUAGAAGACCCGGGAACUGAUUUGGCAACACCACGGCAGAUAAUUAAAGAUGAAUUAAAAAACGUUAUGAGCAAAUUCUUUAAAACGAAUGAAUCGAAUAUCGUCGAACGAUUGUUGGCCGAAACAUUGUCUCAAGGGAGCCAAUCCGACCCGGUGGGAGACGUCCUAAGUCCUUUGGAAAAAAUUAACUUGCAAAAUACGUCCUCAUUGGGCAGAGUGGUUCAAGCCGAAGCACCUUCGACUACAGAAAAGCAAUACAGGGAUGCGAUAUUAUUCAAUGACAAUAUGGAAGAGCUACCUCUCAGUGGAAAUCAUAAUCCUAUUCAGGAUAUGACAAAUAUCGGGAAACGCACGACUAAAAGAAAAAGUACAGAUAAAGCUAAGAGAACUGGCGUCAAAACUAAGAGGGCUAGAGCGGACAAAGAGAACAAUUAA
Molecule: messenger RNA, 1617 nt
Organism: Bombyx mandarina (wild silkworm)
Lineage: Eukaryota; Metazoa; Arthropoda; Insecta; Lepidoptera; Bombycidae
Source: RefSeq, a predicted model, not a curated record